AUCAUUUUUUCUGACGAGUGCACGGAGGCCGAGGGGCGUCACUGGCACAUGAAGCACUUUGCCUGUUUCGAGUGUGAGACGGUGCUCGGCGGUCAGCGAUACAUCAUGAAAGAUGGCCGCCCCUACUGCUGCGGCUGCUUUGAGUCUCUGUACGCGGAGUACUGUGAAGCCUGCGGGGAGAAUAUAGGAGUGGACCACGCCCAAAUGACCUACGAGGGUGUCCACUGGCACGCUACAGACACGUGUUUCUGCUGUGCCCAGUGUAAGAGCUCCCUGCUGGGCUGUCCCUUCCUGCCCAAGCAGGGCCGUAUCUACUGCUCCAAGGCCUGCAGCCUGGGAGAGGACGUCUACGCCUCAGACUCCUCCGACUCGGUCUUCCAGUCCGCCGGCUCUCGGGAAUCCCGCCAGAGCCACAUGGGCAAGAGUAGCCAUCCGGUGGCUGAACAGUGGAGGCAGUCCCAGCUCUUCAACCCGGUUGCAGUGGCUGACUAUAACAAGACUCCUAGUCUAUAUGGAGAUAGAUAUAGAGGGGACAGAGAUAUGGAUAUUGUGGGGCAAAAGCUGUCCCACAUGGGCAUCACUGAGGAGCACACCUGGAGGGACCGAGAGGACGCUCCGGAGGAUCCAGAGGAGUGGGCCGAACACGAGGACUACAUGACCCAGCUCCUGCUCAAGUUCGGGGACCGCGCCGGGGUGUUCCAGACGCAGCCUUCAGAGGAACCCAGCACCAGUAGGUCAGCCGAACCCUGGCUGAAGCCUGAGACUAAACCAGCCUCCAUCUCCACCACCACCACCAGUCCCACGAACCAGAGCCACCGUCACCUGCCUGAGAUGUACUGGGCCCAGUCCCAGGAUGGGCUGGUCAGUAAGAAGCACCUGCCUGAGAUGUACUGGGCCCAGUCCCAAGACGGGCUUGGGGAUUCGGCUUACGGAAGCCAUCCGGGCCCUGCUAGUGCCAGAAAGAUCCAUGAUCUGGAUCUGGACCAGGGGCUGAUGGACCAGAGGGUUAGCGCUGGGGGAGCAGGGUUAUGGAUGCUGGACCCCAGGCAGUGGUGUGAAGACUCUCUAGYGUGCAUCACAGACGAGCUGAGGAAGACUGAGCACAGUGUCGGAGACUCCAUGGACUCUCUAGCCCUCUCUAACAUCACUGGUGCGUCAGCGGAUGGAGACAGUAAGGAGGGUCAGAUCCUCUACUCCCUCCACAACCUGCUGGACCCAGAAGACUGUGAGAAGAUGAGCAUCAUGGGCACCCUCAACUCCUCCAUGCUCCACCGCAGCGCCAACUCUCUGGAUCACCAGGAGGGGGCAGCAGACCAGGAGGAAGAGGAGGUGCGGAGGGGGGCGCAGAGGGUACAGGGGCCGAUGUCUUUGCCCCUCCCACCCGURCCUCCUAAACAGGAGGUGCCACCACCUCACCUUCAGCUGCCAGUGUUGAGGAGGAGCAGGUCCCAGUCCACACGGACACCUGGCCAGCAGAUGGUCAAGUUCUCUGAGGACACGGUGGAUAACGGGUCUUACCAGAACCUGGCGGUGCGUCAGCCUCCUCAAAGUGAGAGGACGCGUCGGAGGGUGUACCACCACGAGGACCCCGAAAGGCCACGCCGGCACCACCACCUGGCCGCCACCACAACCCAGAGCCGCUCGGACAACGCUCUUAACCUCCUGCCUAAGGAACGGGUGCAGAGGCCUACGAGGGAAUGGUCUGAGUUCCCUUCAGGAACACCAUGCGGCCCUCUUCAACCAACCUGGCCCUGGUGCUCACAGGCCGCCACCCUAUCCCACACCACUUCGGACUACUCCCUCCAGGCUCGGGGUGACCGGGAUCGCGACCGCUUCCUAGGUGGCCUGUACGCUGACGAGGAAGCAUGGUGCUCCACCUGCUCCUCUUCUUCCUCAGACUCUGAGGAGGAAGGUUACUUCCUGGGGCAGCUCAUUCCCCAGCCCAGGGUUCCUAGCAGGUAUCAAUACUACACCGAGGACUUCCCAACACGCGUUACGCCAUGUCGCCCAACGACUCACGGACUAAAUCCAGAAAGAAGGGUCACAGAGGCAAGAACUGCAUCAUUUCAUAAUCUAGAUGUACAUUCUCUGUUUUACUUCCAGCACUAAUCAUUUGUGGACAGGUGAGACCGUUCUUUGUAGUUUGACUUGCUGGACAAAGCAUUGUCCAUAUUAUUGGACUUCUUAUUAUGGGUCAUGUCUAACACUCAAACCAUGCCAGGAACCUAAAAAAAAAAAGACAUUUUCUCUUUUCUUUUUAUAAAAUUCACCAAAAACACAUUUUUUUUUUUACAACAUUGUAUGAUGAACCAUUGAAAGUAUUCCAGCAAUACCAUUGUGUGCAUUAAAUGGCAAUUAAUGCAAUUGUUAAUGCUGACAGGGAGAGGAAUAGUUAGUAAAGUAGACUUCUAGAGACUACACAACAUAAUUAUUUAAUAGUACAAAAUAUGAAUGUAUAUAUUAAGUUAAAUUUAAUACGGUAUUUUUAUAUCCCCGAUUUUAACUAAGAUUUUUCUGGUUUUGAUGUAAACAAAGUUGGCGUAGGGAGGCGGACAGCUGUUGUCGUAGUAACAAGCAGAUCUAUUUUGCACGCAUCACUUGUCAAUCAAUCAAUCAAGGCUUUACAAAAAACAAAACAACUGUUGCCAGGAUACAAACCAUCUGCUACUCAAAUCAAAGUGCCAUAAUAUCUGGUUUCUGGUAACAAUUUACAGUUUCUGGUAGGCUAACAAUUAACAUGAAGUUGCUCUUAAACCUCUCAACAUCAAUGUAAAGUGAUACCUGAGUCCUUCCUGUAUUCCAAUGUUAUUUCUCUAACACGCUUGUCCCUCAGGGUGUGAAAUACAAUGUAAAACCAUCCUGUCGAGAUUCAUUUACAUUACAGAGGUCUUCUCCAUACAUGCCCUUUAUACAGCGCAGGUUAUUAUACCAUAAUACUUAACUGUUGUGAUAUAAAAAAAGGUUUAAUAAAUAUUCUUAC
Molecule: messenger RNA, 2980 nt
Organism: Salvelinus sp. IW2-2015
Lineage: Eukaryota; Metazoa; Chordata; Actinopteri; Salmoniformes; Salmonidae
Source: RefSeq, a predicted model, not a curated record